GAAUGAAAUUCCAAAAUGUACAUAUAUCACAUCAAGAUGAGGACAAGGAGAAGCUACUGCCAAACGAUAAGGAUGUGGAGAAAGCGGAUGAAUCCCCGUCAUCAUCUCGUCCAAGUUUUGUCUUCAAAUGCUAUGUUAUUGCCAGUAUGACAUUCAUUUGGACAGCUUACACAUUAACAAUCAAAUACACAAGGAGUACUGUAAAUCCAGAUAUGAUGUAUUCUUCAACAUCAGUAGUCUUAUGUGCCGAAAUUUUGAAAUUAGUGAUCACAUUUGCAAUGUUCUACAAAGAAUGUAACUUUGAUAGCAGACAAUUUUCCGAGCAAGUCAGUAAAUAUUACAUAAAUGCUCCACGAGAACUUGCCAAAAUGAGUGUCCCAUCGUUUGCGUAUGCUCUUCAGAAUAAUUUGGAUUUUGUGGGAUUGUCGAAUUUGGAUGCGGGACUUUAUCAGGUCACAACUCAAUUGAAAGUCGUCUCUACAGCUUUUUUCAUGAUGCUCUUUCUCGGUCGAAAGUUCUCAACUCGUCGAUGGAUGGCAAUUACACUUCUAAUGUUUGGAGUAGCAUUUGUUCAAAUGAACAAUGUUUCUGCAUCAGAAGCCAAUACAAAACGAGAAACUGCUGAAAAUUAUAUUGUCGGAUUAUCAGCUGUACUGGCAACGUGUGUAACUGCUGGAUUUGCUGGAGUCUAUUUUGAGAAGAUGUUGAAAGAUGGUGGAAGUACACCAUUUUGGAUUCGUAAUAUGCAAAUGUACAGUUGUGGAGUGAUCAGUGCUUCAAUCGCUUGUCUCACGGAUUUUUCGCGGAUCUCCGAUAAGGGAUUUUUCUUCGGUUACACGGACAAAGUAUGGGCAGUUGUGAUUCUUCUUGGCGUUGGAGGCCUCUACAUUUCUCUUGUGAUGCGAUAUCUUGAUAAUCUGUACAAAUCAAUGGCUUCAGCAGUCUCUAUCAUUCUAGUUGUUGUUCUUUCGAUGCUCAUAUUUCCAGAUAUUUUCAUUGGAAUGUAUUUUGUACUUGGAACCAUUUGUGUUGUUCUUGCUGUUCUUUUGUAUAACUCUGUUAACGAGUAGGAUUCACAAUUUGCUUCUUUUUUUCAGUUUUAGAAAAACCAUCAUUUUUUGAUUACACAUUCUUCCGGGUUACUUGAUUUUUCUGUGUAUUAGCCAAAAGCUUUAAUUGUAUAAACUUAAUGCUUGGAUUUCUUUGUAUUUUUGGGGUUUUAUUCUAUUGCAUUUUUUGUGUUUUUUUGGAUCGUGGUUUUAUGUUAUAAACUUCCUCGAUUCUCGAUGGCAAAUAAAAAGCAUUCAUAUUUU
This is a messenger RNA of Caenorhabditis elegans, 1313 nucleotides long. RefSeq names its product UDP-galactose translocator 1 (gene ugtp-1). The transcript is spliced from 6 exons. Gene Ontology annotation, cellular component: Golgi membrane; endomembrane system; membrane. NCBI's taxonomy places the organism in Eukaryota, Metazoa, Nematoda, Chromadorea, Rhabditida, Rhabditidae. The coding region runs from base 3 to 1070 and encodes 355 amino acids. Gene Ontology annotation, molecular function: pyrimidine nucleotide-sugar transmembrane transporter activity. The record is from RefSeq and is marked reviewed. Gene Ontology annotation, biological process: pyrimidine nucleotide-sugar transmembrane transport.